Molecule: messenger RNA, 1221 nt
Organism: Scedosporium apiospermum
Lineage: Eukaryota; Fungi; Ascomycota; Sordariomycetes; Microascales; Microascaceae
Exons: 6
Coding region: 1-1221 (406 amino acids)
Biological process (GO): secondary metabolite biosynthetic process
Molecular function (GO): monooxygenase activity; FAD binding
Source: RefSeq, a predicted model, not a curated record
AUGGCCGCUUCCGGAGACAAACAAAGCUCCUGGGGCAAGCACAGUCAAGAGGCAGAGGCCAGCAGAUCACCCCUCCCAGGUUCCCCCGCCCCUCCAACAGAGCACUUUCUCCUUCCUUGCAUUGAGGGCGCCAUCGUCAGUGUGAAAGAGCCAGAGGAGAACGGCGGCCUCUGGGUUGCCACGCAAGAGAAGCCCAGGACCCCUUCGUAUUAUGUCGUCGGGAGGACCGCUCUGAAGUGGUCCUCCGGACCUACCGAAGCUACCUACAGCUCAGCCGAUGAGCAGAUGUUCGUCAACGUCACCGUCGGUGGCGUCAGUACCGGGUUCAUCAAAGGAAACCCGUACAGGUCAUUCCCAAUUCAGGUGGGCUUUUCUACUGCCGAGGGGAUGGUUGAGAUAUUUGCCAGCGGAAAUCAGAUCUGGGUCUCAGGCGCUGGAAUGGCAGGCCUGGGCACUGCCAUUGAGCCGCACGAGACCCGCGACACAUCUUUUCGAACGGUAAUUCCAGGGUCCGUGUUAACUGCGGACCCGGAUCUCAAAGACCUAGUGCUGACUCCUGGGUCGGAACAAUGGCUUGGUCCUGACCACCAUAUCAUCGGGUACAAUAUUCAGAAGGAGAAGACGUAUAACUUGUUAAUACUUGUGAUUCCGCAGGAUGAGGAUGGCGGGAUAUAUAAAUCUCCCUCUACUGCGGACGAAGUACGGAAAGUAGAGGCUGGAUGGAACCCGAUGAUCCAGAGGUUGCUGAAACUGUUGCCUGAAAAUAUCGAACGGUGGAGGCUGAUUGACCUCCCCCCAGUGCCCAACCGGGUUUACCCGUCGCACCGUAUGGUCGUUAUCGGAGAUGCGGCUCACGCGACUCUGCCUUAUCCGGCUCAGGGCGCGGCCAUGGCAAUCGAAGAUGCCUCCGGACUUGGGUUCGUCCUCUCCAAGGUCCGUGAUGUCUCCGAACUCCCCAAGGCCCCAGACCUCUUCUACGAGAUUCGCCACAAACGAGCCCAUACCAUCCAGCGGGGUUCGUGGACAAAUCGGUUUUUCAUUCACCUUCGAAACCGGCCACAGUAUGAUAUGAGGGACGAGAUGUUCCAGGCUGGAGAUUAUUCCGAAAGCCUGAAUUUGAUGGCAAAUACCUUGUUUCAAGAAUAUCUGUACUCAUAUGAUGUCGUCAAGCGUUUCGAAACCCAGUUGGGGCAGAAGCAACCACUCUCUGCAAAACUUUGA